This is a messenger RNA of Protobothrops mucrosquamatus (brown spotted pit viper), 1085 nucleotides long. It is a transcript of the gene GADD45G, whose product is annotated as growth arrest and DNA damage inducible gamma. Gene Ontology annotation, biological process: regulation of cell cycle. The transcript is spliced from 3 exons. NCBI's taxonomy places the organism in Eukaryota, Metazoa, Chordata, Lepidosauria, Squamata, Viperidae. The record is from RefSeq and is a predicted model, not a curated record. Gene Ontology annotation, cellular component: nucleus; cytoplasm. Bases 52 to 477 code for a protein of 141 amino acids.
CGCUUCUCUUGCAGUAGCGCCACGAGCAGCACCAGCGCAAGCGGAACCAGGAUGCAGAGCGCCGGCAAAGCUCUCCAGGAGUUGCUCGUCGCCUCGCAGCGCCGAGGUUGCCUUACCGCCGGCGUCUAUGAAUCUGCCAAGCUGAUGAAUGUCGAUCCAGACACCGUGGCUUUCUGUGUGCUGGCUGCAGACGAGGAGGACGAGGGAGACAUUGCCCUCCAGAUCCACUUUACCCUCAUCCAGGCUUUCUGCUGCGAAAACGACAUCGACAUUGUGAGAAUAAAUGACAUCCAGAAACUGGCUGCCAUCGUGGGUGCCGGGGAGGAAUCUGGGGAGCCCAGAGAUCUGCACUGCAUUCUCAUUACGAAUCCCAACGAGGAUGCCUGGAAAGAUCCAGCCUUGGACAAGUUGAACUUGUUUUGUGAGGAGAGUCGAAAUGUGAAUGACUGGGUGCCCAAUAUUGCCCUUCCUGAGUGAUGGAGGCUGACCAUCCAAUGCAUAGAAGAGGUUCACACCUUUUGUUGCAUUCCCUCUGUCCUGGAGUUAUACAUCUGGGCAACCCAACAAGUGGCUGAUUCUGGAGAUUAGCCCGGUCAACAGCUUGGAUUAAGUCGCUCAGUCAGCACACGGUGGGAUCUUGUGGAGAAGAGGAGGGACGGGGAUGGCUCAUGCCAACAGGAAGUCCCCACUAAAUUGCAGUUGGUAAGGAAGCUGACACGUCUGGAGCUGAAAAAGUAUCUCAUGUUUUAAGGAGCAGAAGAAAAAGAAAAACUGUUGCAGGUUUCCAAGCGAGACGAAAAGUUUGGUAGCAAAAUAGGGGAGAAAGUUGGAAAACUGGAUACAAAAGUGGCAUGUGAAUAAUAUGUGGACACUGUAAUCAGGAAUGGUUGAUGGGGGUACUCAAAAGUCCCCAAAAAGACUCUUAAGCAUAGUACACAUUGGUACCAUUGCAUUGAUAUAAAAAGUUUUAAUGAAGACUGAUCUAUCAGAGGCCUUUGGACUAUAUUCUACAUUGAAGAUCAAUUUUGCAAUAAUUAUUUUUGAUUUAAAUUGAUGUUGCUGUUGAAGAUCUUAUAUAUUUUGUA